UCUUUCUGCAAGCCUGAAGUCAGCACAUCAUGUCAGCUCUAUCCCAUCUGCUUGGUCUGCUUUCUGUUCUCCAGGGACUUCCCUGCCAGCUGCCCCCUAGCCAUUACUGAGGGCUUUCCCUCCCAUGUUCUGUUUCUCUCACUGGCUGCCCAGUGCUCCAGCCAAGUCCCUGCACCAGGACAGCCAUGGGAGGACCCAGCACAGCCCUUCCUUCUGCACCAGGAAUCACAUGGACCACAACAUGCACAUAAUACUGGAAAAAAGACACCUUGCUCUGUUCUUGUAGAUGAAAUAGGAGCUUCAGAUUAAGUUAAUCCAAUUUUCUGAAUAAAAUAGGUUGCUUUUCUGGCAGGUAAAAAUGUACAUGUGGUCCAAAUGGAAGUAAACAAGACCUGAGAGCCCUUUUCUCUAUGCAAAGCCGCUUUCCCACAAGGUGUGCUCAGGUGAUGACAGAAGGGCUAUAAAGGAAGCCCCAGGAUGCUCAUACCCACAUUCUGGUUUCUGAUCCAGCCAUGGCCAUAACAAGCUUGCUGCAGUGCGUGGCCAUCAGCUCGCUGCUCUAUCUGGCAGCAGGGCUGGCCAUUCUCCUUUACUUCACCAUCAGCUGGAAGAAGAGAGUUUGCAAUUUGCCUCCCGGGCCACAACCUCUUCCUCUGAUUGGAAACUUGAAUGUGGUGGACCUGAAAAAGCCAUUCCAGUUGCUGACAGAGCUCUCCAAGCUAUAUGGCAAUGUCUUCACCGUGCAUUUUGGACCCAGGAAAGCUGUGGUGCUGGCUGGAUACGAAACCAUCAAGGAUGCCCUUUUAAAUCAUGCUGAAGAAUUUGGAGAGAGAGCAGAAAUACCCAUAUUUAGGAAAAUGACACGAGGAAAUGGCAUAGCAUUCAGCCACGGAGAGUUAUGGAAAACUAUGAGAAGAUUCACCUUGUCCACACUGAGAGAUUUCGGAAUGGGAAGGAGAACGAUUGAGGUCCGAAUCCUUGAGGAACUAAAUUCUCUAAUUAAAUAUUUUGAAUCUUAUCAAGGGAAACCAUUUGACACGAAGAUGAUCCUCAACAAUGCUGUAUCCAACGUCAUCUGCUCUAUUCUGUUUGGAGAGAGGUUUGAGUAUGAUGAUCCAGCAUUUCUCACUUUGCUGAAGCUGUUAAAUGAGAAUACCAAGCUGCUGGGCUCUCCGAUGGUGCUGUUAUAUAAUUUCUACCCAUCCCUUGGAUUUCUCUUUGGAGCUUCCAAGACCGUGCUACAAAAUAUCAGUGAGCUGAGUGCUUUCCUCCAGAAACUCUUCAAGGAGCACAAAGAAGAAUUUAAUGAGAAUAACUUAACAGGCUUCGUUGAUGCCUUCAUGAUGAAGCAACAACAGGAGUCAAAGAAGCCCCACAGUAUGUUCCACAACGAAAGCCUGCUGUUUUCAACCCUGGAUCUCUUUGCUGCUGGGACUGAGACUACUUCUACAACCAUGCGCUGGGGUCUCCUUCUGAUGAUGAAAUACCCAGAAAUUCAGAAGAAAAUUCAGGAAGAAAUGAACCAGGUCAUUGAACCGGGGGAGAUGCCGAAGCUGGAGGACCGGAAAAAGAUGCCUUACACGGAUGCGGUGAUACACGAAAUACAGAGAUUUGCCAAUAUUGUCCCAAUGGGUGUGUCACGAUCAACACCUACGGAUGUGAAUUUCCAAGGUUAUGUGAUUCCUAAGGGUACAGAGAUUAUACCGCUGCUGACCUCUGCUCUGAAUGACGAGCUGCACUGGAAAACCCCACAUCAAUUCAACCCUUCCCACUUCCUGGAUGCUGAUGGGAAUUUUGCUAGGAGAGAGGCAUUCAUUCCAUUCUCCGUAGGACGAAGGGCUUGUGUUGGAGAAGGCCUGGCCAAAAUGGAGCUGUUCCUCUUCUUCGCAGGCUUGCUCCGCAAAUUUGUUUUCCAGCCCCCUCCAGGGGUGAACAAAGCAGAGCUAGAUCUCAGUGCUGACGUCGGCUUCACUCUGAACCCCAUGCCUCACCUGGUCUGUGCUGUGCCCUGCAAAUGAUCAGACAACAUGGACGUAGCGUAGUGGGCAAUUCAAGCUUGAACGCAAGUCUAGCUCCAGGGGGAAAAGCUGUCUGCCUGAGCUUUAGGGAAAGGGCACUGGGUUCUGCUGUUUGUCUUUUGUUCAUAUGAUCCUUUCCAAGAGCUCUUGUACCCUCUGUACGAUGCAAACCCUUCAGACACCUCUGAGCACUGCUCCCACGUUCAGCACGACCCACCCCCGGAAUACCAGAGAUGCAGUUUUCAGGGCUAUUUCAAAGAAUGACCUAGUUUUGAGCCUCCUUUACAAACAACCCACCAGGGGAAGCUCCAUGGGAGUUUCUCAGCCUGAAUCCCAGCUGUAUAGCAGAGCUGGUUAUCGAUGGCCCAGCUGGAGACAACAGACCCUUAGAGUGUCUGGAAGUCUCCCUGAAAUAACUGUUGAGCCGAGCCUUGGACUGAGCUGCCAUUGUGCAGCACAGCCUUAUCUUUAUCACAGCGUCGCAGACACUCGGGUGUGACACGGGCUGAUGCCAAGAGCCAGGCAUGGGUCAGUUAUCAAGAAAUUGCUAAGUGGUUUGGAAAGUGGGCUCAUUCCACAUUGCACUGGAUGUUUUAUACUAAAGAGCCUAUUUAUUAGGGGGCCAGUCUUGCAGCUUUCACGCUAAGGAAGGCAUUUCUCCCAUUCCCUUGCCCCUCCUGGCUUUGACUCAUGUCCAGCCACACUCUAGACCAGCUCUGACCCUACACUGGCAGAAAAUAAGCAGCCACAGAAAGUGAGUGGUUUCUGAACCAGCACAUGUGAUGCUGCACACAAGCCUGAGGCAGUGCUGUGGUCACCUGCACGGGAACUAGUGUUACAAACACAGGGCUGAAAAUGCUCACACUGCCAGAAAAGACCCUGCAGUGCUGACAUAAUCCAUAGGAUUUUUCCCAUAGCCACUAAAAACUGUAAAACUGGAAAGAGAGGUGGGCUAGAGCUUACUACCCAGCCUGUUACUGUGCCAUGAGUUUGGUGCAUGGGGUCUGUGCACAGAGCUGGUGUCAGCAAAGAGGGAAGCCUUCCUAGGGCGGCUGCUUGGUUAGAACUGUUAAUGAUUAUCUUCUGGAGCAGCCAUUAUGUGUACGAAAAAGGAGCUGUGCUGCAGAGGGAAGGUGUGAAACCUGAAUGAUGGUGCGGGUAAGAGAGGGGGCUUUGUCUGUUAACACAGGCAGGAAACCAGAUGUGGGUUAGAGAGUGGUGAGUCACUGAAGAUGCUUUGUGUUGCUUUGGAAGCAAGAAAGGCAAGUCAGGAUGGAAAGAAAAAAGGGAGAAACUGACAGUUACAGAGAUUGAGGGGGUGGCUGGGGCAAGUCUAGCACACAAUGUUACUGUCAUCUGAACCUGAUCUGUGCUACAAGUGGAAGGAAAGAAAGGAGCAAGAGAAUAUGAAGAGAUGACAAAGUAGUCACUGUUCAGCCAAGGCUCUGACUCUUCGCAGCUUUAGUUCACAACUAAGGGCAGCACUCUGGUAGCUGCACUGUGCUUUGUCCCAGUACUGCACUCGUACAUUCCCUGCGCUUGUGCUGGGGCUGCACUUUCACUUGUGCUGUGCCUUGGGGCCAGCUCCAGCUUCCGAUCCAGCUCAAGGAAUCUGCUGAACAAGCUGUGUAACAAGAAUGCCUUUGCUGCUACUCUUGCUUACAUUCAUUUUUCUGCUGCUUUGUUUGCAGUCUAAGUACUGCAAGUUUGACCUUAGCUCCUACUUAACAAAUAAAUAUUUUGCUCUGUUGCUGUUUAUCUAUCUGGCAUUGCAGGAUGAAGUAGAUUUAGGGUCAAACUGAUAAAGCUAGGCUGCACCUCCUUUUGUACGCCCACACGGAGUGCAGGGAUCCCUGGGCAACACGCAGCCAGAACAUGUUUAACAAUACAAAGUGUGAGCAAUGCCCAGGGCCACAAACAGCUCCAAGGAAACCAGGCUGUUUCUAGAAAGUCACAACCAAAAAGGCUUCUUCACUGCUUUGAUAAUUGUCCCUUCAAAAGUAUCUCUUUUCCUAAGCAUGUGUGCAGUCCACAAGUUGAUGCCGUUUACAAGAAGGGAAGAAUUUUCAGAGCUGAUUAUCUGGUGAACUGGAGUCCUCCAAGACCUACAAGAUGCUGAAGAUGCCAUGCCAGGCCUUUUCUUGCAUUGAUUCCAAGGAGACAGACAAGCAGUUGAGGUGUCUUUGAGUUCUGGACAUCAUAUUUCUAAAAGGAUUUACUUGCAGAGAAUUUGGGAUAGGAGGAAGUGAAAACAGUGAUGGUGAAGGAAAACCCUCCACAUAGACACCGGCAUGGAAGAUGUGUCUGUUUGCCUUAACGAGGCGAUGGAGAAGGGAGGAAGGAAGGGCAGGCCCACACAGUGUCCCAGAGAUGAUUGGAGUCAUCUGCUGCCAUCAACCUUUCCUCAUCGCAGAGGAAAAAUGGAAAACUAAAGUGAAUGGCAACACAUUUAAACUAAUAAAGGAAACAGAUUUUUUCUGCCCGUUAAAAACUCUAACACCGGAGAAAGGAUUCAGCUCCGUGUUCUUCGAGGUAAAAGCCAGGUAGGGAAGAAAUAGGGAUGCACUGCUCGCAGUGCUCACCUGGAGCCCGCGCGGUGCCGCUGCCUGGCAGGGCUCUGUGCUGGGUGCCGGGCAGGGCAGCACGUAGCAGCGUGGCUCUGGAGCAGAACACGUACCAGACGGGUUAUUGAGACAGGAAUUUCUUGUCAUCACAACAGCUUGACUUACCUUUGUCAUCUUAAUGCAUUGCACUCAGAGGUUGGUAGGUUUAAAAAAACCCAACGCGCUCUCCCCCCCCCUCCCGGCCUUUCAGACAUAAUUUAAAUCUCUCUCUGAAAGGCUUUUUUAUUAUUUUGGCGGCUCCCAGGGCAGGGAUGACAUACCAGGAGCACGGCAGUGGCACGUAGCUCUCCAGUCAGACCAAGCCCUGCGGGAGCACACACAGAGCACAGUGCUGUGCCCCCGCUCUGCACUCCGGCCCCGCUCUCCUGCUUCGCACCCCUACUGCUCUGUGCUGGCUGCAGCAGGGCUGAGUCACACAAGGCAUGCUCAAGAGAAAACCGUCGCCUCCAGCCCAUUUCUUGGAAACUAAUAAAAAAUCCCAGAAAUGUUGCAACACAUUCACUGCUUCUGCCACACCGCCACAUCUCUGCAGCACGUGUGCACCAGAGCUGCUCCAGGACCAUGCUACUGCCCCCUGCACAUCAGGCCUGCUGCCUUCAUAACCCUCUUUGUUCUCACAAUGCUGAGGACACACUGCCGAAUAACAUCCCCUACACAAUCAAAGCUUUGGAUAAAAGGAGCUUUGUGCUUCCUGAUCGCAUCACGACAGACCUUUCUUCCCUCAGCAAAUGUAUUCCAUGGACGGUUCAUUCCCAGCAUCCCUCUGACAGCCACGGCUCAGCCUGACAGACUUCAGUCCCUUCUGCAGGGGAUGGGAACCCUCAGGAGGAAUGCGUGCUCCAGGUGUUUCAUAUCUUUGACUCACAAUAGUCCCAUUCUCCAUCAUGCUCAGGUUCUGCAGCUCUCCAGCUCAGCUAGCUUCAUUAACUUCAUUAAUUUCUCCCCUCUGUCUCUUAGAAGCUGCUCUUUCCAAAUGAGGAACCCC
This is a messenger RNA of Meleagris gallopavo (turkey), 5627 nucleotides long. The record is from RefSeq and is a predicted model, not a curated record. Lineage: Eukaryota; Metazoa; Chordata; Aves; Galliformes; Phasianidae.